Molecule: messenger RNA, 2172 nt
Organism: Apodemus sylvaticus (European woodmouse)
Lineage: Eukaryota; Metazoa; Chordata; Mammalia; Rodentia; Muridae
Product: amiloride-sensitive amine oxidase [copper-containing]-like
Exons: 4
Coding region: 1-2172 (723 amino acids)
Biological process (GO): amine metabolic process; response to antibiotic
Cellular component (GO): plasma membrane
Molecular function (GO): copper ion binding; diamine oxidase activity; quinone binding
Source: RefSeq, a predicted model, not a curated record
AUGGGGUUGGCACAAAGGAGCUUGGCACUGGGCUGCAUGGGCAUCGUGUUGGUUCUACAGGUGACCAUGGCAGAGUGCCCCAACUGGAUGCUGAAAGGCAGGGCCCAGGUGUUUGCAGACCUGAGCACCCAGGAGAUCGAGGCUGUGCACAGCUUCCUGAUGCACAGGACAGAGCUGGAGCUGCAGCCAUUAGGCGCACAGGCUUUAGACAAGAACUCUGUGUUUCUCAUUGAGACGCUGCUGCCCACAAAGAAGGAUGCCCUGGAGUUUCUGAACAAAGGAACCAAGCGUCCUGUGCGGGAAGCCCGUGUUAUCAUUUUCUUUAGUGCCCAGGAGCACCCCAAUGUCACCGAGUUUGCUGUAGGGCCCCUGCCACAGCCCGUCUACAUGAGAGAACUGUCCCCCAGGCCAGAGAAACAUCGAUCCUGGGCAUCCAGACCCAUGUCCAAAGCAGAGCAAAGCCUUCUCUACCACAAAAUCAAGGCGGCCACUACACCCUUACAGGAAUUUUUCCUUGGCACCACUGGCUUCUCAUUAGAGGACUGCAAUGGCCAGUGUCUGACCUUCACCAAUGUGGCCCCCCAUAGUGUGGAGUCUAGACAUCGGGCCACCUGGUUCCUCUUGCAGCGCAUCGUAAAAGAUCAUGUGCUGCAACCCACAGGUCUGGAGAUCCUUGUGGAUCAUGGGAGCACAGAUGUCCAGGACUGGAGAAUAGAGCAGGUCUGGUAUAAAGGGAAGCUCUACAACAGCCCAGAGGAACUGGCUCAGAAAUAUGCAGAUGGAGAAGUAGACACAGUGGUCCUCAAGGACCUGCUGCCCAAGAACACAGAACUGCCACAAAUCUUUAACAAGCCUGGUGAGAAGUUCCCAAUGCCCCUCAGAAAAUCUGGUCCCCAUGUGGAACAAGGCAAUGGUUCCAGAUACCACCUAGAGGGUAACACUGUGAUCUACAAAGACUGGAGUUUCUCCUUCCAGCUUCGACCUUCUUCUGGGCUGCAGAUAUUGAAUGUGCACUUCAGGAAUGAGUAUAUAGCCUAUGAGAUCAGCGUGCAGGAAGCUAUGGCUGUGCAUAGAGAAAAAACACCUGCAGGAGAGAUGACCAAGACUAUGGAUCUAGGCUGGAGCCUGGGCAGAGUAACUCAUGAGUUAGCUCCUGGCAUCAACUGUCCAGAGACAGCCACCUUCCUAGAUGUCAUCCACUACGAUGACACUAAUGGGCCUGUCCGUUAUCCACGGGCCCUCUGCAUCUUUGAGAUACCCACAGGGGAGCCUGUUAGGCCCACCUUUAACACCAACUCUGCAGGCAAAAUCAACUUCUUUUCAGAUGUAAUGGGACACAAGCUGGUGCUACGGGCAACCUCAGCGUUCUACAAUUUUGAUUAUAUCUGGGACUUCAUCUUCUAUACUUCUGGCAUGAUCUCAGCCAAGAUGCAUGCCACAGGUUAUGUCCACACCACCAUCUAUACCCGUGAAGGACUGAGAGAGACUCAUCUGUUGACUCAUCAACUUGGCAACAGCCACACCCACCUUGUGCAUUACCGUGUUGACCUGGACGUGGCAGGCACCAACAACAGCUUCCACACACUGCAGACCAGGCAGAAAAACAACACCAACUCCAGCAGCCCAAGACACCUGGUGCAGGGUGUGAUGGAGAAGACACAGUAUUCCCAGGAGCGCCAGGCCACCUUCUCCUUUGGGCAGACUCUGCCUUCAUUCCUGCUCUUUAGCAGCCCCAAAAAAGAUAUCUGGGGAUACCGGCGCAGCUACCGCUUAAAAAUCUACUCCACAUCUGAGCAGAGGCUGACCCCAGAAACCCAAGAGGACUUGGCUUUCAGCUGGGCCCGGUACUCCCUGGCAGUGAGCAAAUACUCAGACUCUGAACGGUACAGCACCAGCAUCUACAACCAGAAUCACCCCUGGGAUCCCCCUGUGGUCUUUGAGGAUUUCCUUCAGGACAAUGAGAAUAUUGACGACCAGGACUUGGUGGCCUGGGUGACAGUGGGCUUCUCUCACGGGCCCCACUCUGAAGCUGUCCCAUAUAUGGCCUCAUCUAGGAAUUUCGUAGGUUUUUUGCUCCUACCUUUCAACUUCUUUCAUAUCACUGAAAAACACCUAGGUACAAGCGCCACAGAUGCAGCAGACACUGGAUCUCUGGGGGCAGGGUCUGCCUGA